UUUUGUGUUUUUUUGUUCCGUUACUUUUUUCCUGUCACACACGCACGCGCGUUUGGCCGAUGAUGAUGAUGAUGAUGAUGAUGAUGAUGAUGAUGACGACGACGCCAAUGACGAACGCGGGCACGAGGACGCCGCGGAUGACUGACGCGCGAGCCGCUCUGAUCCGCGCCGCGCCGCGCGCUCCUGUGGCAUGCGGUCUCCAUGGAGACGGCUUUAGUUGGUGCAGUGCGUUUGAAGCGAGUGGGCUGUUGCUGUUGCUGCUGCUGCUGCUGCUGCUACUGCUAGGAGCUCAGCGCCGAUUUUCACUGCUACAAAAAAACAACAACGGCUUCUGUCUCUUUUUUUAGACCGGAAACGUUAGAUUAGUGUCGUGUCAUUUAUAUGUAUACGUUAGAUCGGGGCUGUCGGUUGUGCGUGACGCUUUAGACCCAGUUAAUAGAGCAGCAGCGCUUUAUCUCUCGGUUACAUACUGUACAGGUUAGUAUUACUAGCUGAGUGAGCUAACUAGUUAGCAAGCUAGUUAUCUGUUACAUCUUAAUCCGUGACUUAGUGAGAUUGUCGACUUUACAUUUCCGACAUUAGACAAGGAUAAACAUAAGGAUUUUCCGCCUAAUCCACAGCUGGUGCAAUGGAACAGCAGCCUCGUAUCAUCCAUCUAAAGUUCAAUCAUCUACUCAUAAUUCGCUCAUCUGAAGGAAUUCUUGUUCCAGGCUUGAGAUAUGACUGUGAAGCUAAUGAUUAGGUUCUUAUGGGUGUUUUUCUUUUUCUUUUCUGGAGUACCCCAACACCACCCAAGGAGCAUGAUUCUGAACUUCUGAUUCUGUUCCUUGGUGAAGCUGAAGGAGUUUACAUUGUUGGCUGUGGGAGAAAGAGAAAUUAUCAUCAGACUUGAGGAACACAGAGAAGAUGCCUGAGGUGUAAGAAGGAGACAAGGAGACAUUAAAAGCAGAGCAGAUGUUCAUCAGCAAGAUGACCCUGAGUCAGUCCGGUAUGUUUGGACAGAUCGAUGACCUACAGGACCUGACGUUUAUCGAGAGACCUAUACGCAGGAGUCUAAAGACUGCAGAAGAGAUCGAGAAGUUAACUGUAGAUGAAGAUCUGAAUGACAUCGAGCGAGCAGUCUACCUCCUCAGCGCCGGGCAGGACGUCCAGCGAGCCAGCGUGAUCGUGAACCUGCCAAACCUGGUGCGUCAGAACCCAGCCGAGACGUUCAGAAGAGUGGUGCCAAAAGUCAGGGAAGUGUUGCACGUAGCCGGGGCGGACAUGCAGCUCGCCGCAGCAGGCUCUUUCCUCACCGUCCUUCAGGACGACAUCGUCCUCAUCCAGACGCACACACACUCGAUCCUACAGAUCGUCCUCCUCAACUUAGACCAUCGGGACACAGUGGUCAGCAGCGCUUGGCUCGAGACUUUGUUAUCAGCUAUCGACGCUUUACCGAAGGAAACCAUCAGACAGGAAAUUCUGAGCCCACUGGUUUCCAAAGCUCAGCUCUCGCAGUCUUUACCGACUCGUCUGGCCAGCUGUCGCAUCCUGGGGAAGGUGGCUGCCAAAUUUGAGUCAUCAGUGGUGAAGAAGGACCUGCUGCCUCUGGUCAGGUCGUUGUGUCAGGACGUGGAGUACGAGGUGCGCUCCUGCAUGUGUCACCAGCUGGAGAACAUCGCCAGGGGAAUUGGACCGGAACAUACGAAGGUCGUGGUGCUGCCGGAGCUGGUGGAGCUGGCACGUGAUGAGGGCAGCACUGUGAGACUGGCAGCCUUCGACACCAUCAUCAACCUCCUGGAGAUGUUCGACAACGACGACAAGACACGUGUCGUGUUCCCACUGGUGAAGACGUUCUGUGAGAAGUGCUUUAAAGCUGAUGAGGCAGUGCUGGCAUCACUGUCGUUUCAGUACGGCAAACUGUGUCACGGCCUCUCAGCAUCUUUUACAGACGAGCAGCACCUCUGGUUCCUGGAGUUCUAUAAGAAAUUGUGCUGCCUCGGACUUCAGCAUGAGAACGGCCACUGUGAGAGCCAACCUUACCCUCUCGAGCUAGAGAACAAGUACGCGCUGGUGCGCCGGAACUGCGCCUACAAUUUCCCGGCCAUGGUGUUAUUUGCUGAUCCGAACCACUUUCUGUCCGAGCUGUACCGGACCUUCUCGAGCCUGUGCCACGAUCCUGAGAUCUCGGUGCGGCGCACGGCUGCCGAGGGGUUCCAUGAGGUGGUUAAACUGCUUGGUCCGAAUGUGCAUUAUGUACACAAAGAACUGAUCACCUUACUGCAGGAUGACUCAUUAGAGGUACUGGAUGCUCUACUCAAUCAUCUCCAGGAGACAUUAGAGCUGGCAACAUCUAGGGGAGAGGGAGCAGGACCUGAGAGCAAGCAGGUGACCAUUCCUGAUCUAGUUCCUGCUCUGGUGAGCGCUGAGCAGAAGGCAGCAUCCUCACUGCGCUGGCGUGUCCAUGAGAAGCUGCUGCAGCGUUACUCCUGUCUGCCUCGUGUCAUCUCCGGAGACCAUAUCUACUUCCGCUUCCUGCAGAGGAUGUUCAGCAUCGUCACCACCAAUAAUGUUUUACCGGUGCAGAAGGAAGCCGCCCGCACGCUGUGUGUGUUUCUGCGCUAUAAUCGCAAGCAGGAGCAGAGACAAGAGAUCAUCAGCAAAAUAAUGCAGGAGCUUGCUCAAGGGCGGAGCUACUGGAACCGUUUACGUUUUCUGGACCUGUGUGACAUCGCUAUAGACCUCUUCUCUAAAUCCUACUUCUGUAAGCACUUCCUCCUGCAGGCACUGGAGCUCAUCACCGACCCCGUGGCUAACGUCAGGUAUAAACUGUGCUACAUGCUGCCCAGGCUCAGGUCUACCAUCCGGCUCCCUGCAGAUAAACAGCUGCUUCAGCAGCUGGAGUUCUGUGUGAGAAAACUGCUCUGUCGUGAGAAGGACAAAGACGUUGUAGCUACCUUGCGCAAGACAGUUCUGGAGCUGGACAAAAUGGACAUUACGGAACCGUAUCAUAAAAGGCAUGAAAGAGAUCUGUUGGACCAAAAGAAGGAGAAGGAGGAGGCUUUACUGCUGGAAAUGGAACUGUUGGAACGGCAGCAGAGUGAAGCCAAACUGACCGGAGAGAAACACGGUGAAAAAAAGAGACGAGACAGCAAAGCUGGACUGUCUGCUACCAAAGGCAUGUCAGGGUCCACAUCUGGAGCCACUCUGUCCACAUCUGCUGGUAAGGAGAUGCGGAGAGCCAAACUAGCUCGAAGUCGUUCCCUCAGCAGCCACCCGAACACUCCUAAAAUGUCCAACUCUGAUAAAACCCUAAAAGUAAAAGAAUCAGGAAGUUGUCCUGGAUCAGGGAAGAGCUCCAUUAUAACAAUUAAUGAUGACGCCCUGAGACCCCAUCAUUUUGUGGCGUCCUCGUCCACAUCGCUGUCCCAGACUCCCUCCACCUCGUCCAUGCCCGUGUUGAUCCGAAGCAACACAAGCAGCUCCGUAGAGCAUCGCAGCAGCAACAAAGACACACAGUCCAGAAAACUCUCCAUACAAAGGAAAUCCAACUCGUUCGGCAUGCAGUCUGGAAGGGAGUGAUGUACCACUCAGGUGAGGGGACUCUGACACGGAGCCUGAAGAAGAACCAGACGGUAAUACGUUCAUCUUCAGGACGCCUUGUCCAUCCCUCGUUCCUCCUCUGGAGCAGAAGCAGCUGAACUCUCACACGCUCAGGCUGCGGAGGAGGAACCGGAGGCACCAGGAUUCUACUCACAACUAUACAUCAAUCCAUCUCUGCCUUAUUCCACACCAAAACUUGUACCAUUUGUCCAAAAAAAGAGAAAGAGUAAUAGGCGAUCUGACGUAUUUUAUUUAUUGAGUCAUUUAUUUUGAUUUGUUUUUUCUUUUUGUAUUAUAGCAUGCUUUGCAGAAUCUUGUUUUAUAAUAUUUUCCCACGUGCUAGGAUAAAAGUGUGUAUUUUUAUGACUGAGCACCACCUUUAGGAGUUCUGGGACUCUCCAUUUCCACCAGUGAGAUGGUUCCUGGUGCUUUAAAGCACUCGAGUGAUUCACACCAACACAGAACCCAAACAAUAAAGCCCAUGGUGAACACCA
Tachysurus vachellii is the source of this 4076-nucleotide messenger RNA. It is a transcript of the gene ppp4r4, whose product is annotated as protein phosphatase 4, regulatory subunit 4. Bases 955 to 3561 code for a protein of 868 amino acids. Gene Ontology annotation, molecular function: protein phosphatase regulator activity. The record is from RefSeq and is a predicted model, not a curated record. Gene Ontology annotation, cellular component: cytosol; protein serine/threonine phosphatase complex. The transcript has 25 exons. Lineage: Eukaryota; Metazoa; Chordata; Actinopteri; Siluriformes; Bagridae.